This is a messenger RNA of Gekko japonicus, 2661 nucleotides long. RefSeq names its product phosphodiesterase 8B (gene PDE8B). Gene Ontology annotation, biological process: signal transduction. NCBI's taxonomy places the organism in Eukaryota, Metazoa, Chordata, Lepidosauria, Squamata, Gekkonidae. Gene Ontology annotation, molecular function: 3',5'-cyclic-AMP phosphodiesterase activity. The coding region runs from base 1 to 2661 and encodes 886 amino acids. The transcript has 22 exons. The record is from RefSeq and is a predicted model, not a curated record.
AUGGGCUGCGUUCCCAGCAUCCACGUCUCGCAGAGCGGCGUGAUUUACUGCCGGGACUCGGACGAGUCCAAUUCCCCCCACCAGACCACCGCCACCAUCUCGCAGGGCACCGCCGCCACCUUGCACGGCCUCUUCAUCAAGACCGACGCGGCCGACACCAUCCCUUCCGUGCUCGCCUACCAGAGCCGCCAGCCGCAGCCCACCUGCCCGGCGCACCCGCGCAGGGAGCCCGCCGGACGAGAGGGCAGGAGCGGAGGGCGCCACUGCUGCGGCGUCGAGGCGGAGACCCAGACCAGCCAGACCAGCGUCAAGCAGGCUUCAACUACAGAGGUACAAAUUGGGCCCAUGAGACUGACACAAGAUCCUAUUCAGGUGUUGCUUAUCUUUGCAAAAGAAGACAAACAGAGUGAUGGAUUCUGGUGGGCUUGUGAUAGAGCUGGAUAUAGGUGUAACAUUGCUCGGACACCAGAAUCAGCACUUGAAUGUUUUCUUGAUAAACAUCAUGAAAUAAUUGUAAUAGAUCAUAGAAACUCCAGAUACUUUGAUGCAGAAGCCGUCUGUAGGGCAAUCCGUGCGACAAAACCCGCUGAACAUACUGUAAUAUUAUCUGUUAUUCCACAUAGAUCAGCUGACCAAGAAGAAAUCUCUGUACUCCCCCUUCUCCAUGCAGGUUUUAAUAGGGUAUUUUUUGAGAAUAGCAGCAUCAUUGUGUGUUACAACGAACUGAUUCAAAUAGAAUAUGGUGAGGUACGGUCACAAUUCAAAUUACGGGCUUGUAAUUCAGUGUUUACAGCUCUGGACCACUGUCAUGAAGCUAUAGAAAUAACUAGUGAUGAUCAUGUAAUACAGUAUGUUAAUCCAGCUUUUGAGCGAAUGAUGGGCUAUCAAAAGGGAGAGCUAAUUGGAAAGGAGCUUACUGAACUUCCAAAAAGUGACAAAAACCGUGCAGACCUACUGGACACAAUCAACACAUGUAUCAAAAGAGGGAAAGAAUGGCAAGGAGUUUAUCAUGCACGGAGGAAAUCAGGAGACAGUAUUCAACAGCAUGUGAAGAUAACUCCUGUGACUGGCCAAGGAGGGAAAAUCAGACAUUUUGUAUCUAUCAAGAAGCUGUGUUGCACCAAUGAAAGCAACAAACAGAGCUACAAGAUUCAUCACGAUGGGAAGAGCUCAGGAGACCAGUUUCAUUCAGAAUCUCACUCCUUCAGAUGCAAGAACAGGAGGAAAGAAUCCAUUGAUGUCAAAUCUAUAACUUCUCGAAGCAGUGAUGCCCCAAGCUUACAGAAUCGUCGGUAUUCAUCUGUGGCAAGAAUUCACUCCAUGACGAUAGAAGCUCCAAUUACAAAGGUCAUUAAUAUAAUCAAUUCAGCUCAAGAGAACAGUCCUGUAACUGUUGCAGAGGCGUUAGAUAGAGUUUUGGAAAUCUUACGGACAACAGAACUUUACUCUCCUCAAUUAGGUACCAAAGAUGAAGAUCCUCACACUAGUGAUCUUGUUGGAGGUCUGAUGACUGAUGGCUUGAGAAGGUUGUCAGGAAAUGAGUAUGUAUUUUCUAAAAAUAUGAACCAGAGCCAUGGUCACCUCUCAGUGCCCGUUACCAUCAAUGAUGUUCCACCCUGUAUUGCACGCCUACUAGAAAAUGAAGAGAGCUGGGACUUCAAUAUUUUUGAAUUGGAAGCUGUCACACAUAAAAAGCCACUGGUUUAUCUAGGGAUGAAAACUUUUGCCCGCUUUGGUGUCUGUGAGUCUUUAAAUUGUUCAGAAGCCACACUACGAGCCUGGUUCCAGGUGAUUGAAGCCAACUAUCAUUCCUCCAAUUCCUACCAUAACUCCACCCAUGCAGCUGAUGUCUUACAUGCUACUGCAUUCUUUCUGGGGGAAGACAGAGUUAAGGGGAGCCUAGAUCAUUUAGACAUAGUAGCUGCAUUAAUUGCUGCAACAGUUCAUGAUGUGGAUCAUCCAGGGCGGACCAACUCUUUCCUGUGCAAUGCAAGCAGUGAACUAGCUGUUCUCUACAAUGACACUGCAGUAUUGGAAAGCCACCACACAGCUCUAGCAUUCCAGCUCACAGCAAAAGACAGCAAGUGCAACAUUUUCAAAAAUCUCAACAGAAAUCAUUAUCGGACUCUUCGUCAGGCAAUUAUUGACAUGGUUUUGGCAACAGAAAUGACAAAACACUUUGAACACGUGAAUAAGUUUGUGAAUAGCAUCAUCAAGCCCUCAGAAGAAAGCCAUUCCAAUAGUGAAGGUAGUGACUGUGACUGUACAACCAAUCUCAAGAAUUUUCCAGAUAAUCAGACACUGAUCAAGCGCAUGAUGAUUAAAUGUGCAGAUGUUGCAAAUCCAUGUCGACCUCUAGAACUGUGUAUUGAAUGGGCUGGCAGGAUUUCAGAAGAAUAUUUUGCACAGACUGAUGAAGAAAAAAGGCAAGGACUACCAGUUGUUAUGCCAGUAUUUGACCGAAACACAUGUAGCAUCCCCAAGUCUCAGAUAUCCUUCAUCGAUUACUUCAUAAUGGACAUGUUUGAUGCUUGGGAUGCAUUUGCACACCUACCUGUUCUGAUGCAGCACUUGGCAAAUAAUUACAAACACUGGAAAACAUUAGAUGAAUUAAAGUGUAGAAGCCUCAGGCUUCCUUCAGAGAACAACAAUGGAAGCUGA